CAGAUGCUCUGCGAGAAUUUCAUCAAAGGACUCUGCCCGCUGCCGCCCGCGUCGCCUCUGAAUCUGACGUCGUGGUUCGCGAAGCCGAAGCCCAAUCCGCUGCCCCCGCCGAAACAGCGCAGCGGCAAAACCCUGAAGGUGCUGCACAUGUCCGAUUUCCACCUGGACCCACGGUACGCCACGGGGUCCGAGGCGAACUGCACCUCGGGCCUCUGCUGCCGCGCGAACAACUUCAACCCGGCGAGCGUGCACACGCCGCUGUCGCCGGCGCCGCGUUUCGGCGCCUACCGCUGCGACACGCCGAUGGCGCUGGCGGCGGCGGCCGUCGAGGCGAUUCCCGUGCUGACCGGGACGCAGGGGGACGGAUUCGCGUUCACGGUCUAUACUGGGGACCUGGUUUCGCACGAUGUCGAAAACCAGCUGUCGCGGGACUAUGUGCGCUACACGGAAACCCUGCUGUACGAUCUGUUCCGCAAGACGCUCGGGUCGGGGCCCGUCUACGCUGCGCUGGGCAACCACGACUCGUACAACCAGGCGCAGGAUGCUCCGCACAUGCUCGGCAAGAAGCUCGGCAGCCAGUUCAGUUGGAACUACGACCACGUCGCCGCGCUGUGGGCGCACGAGAACUGGCUCCCGGAAGCCGCGGUCGAGCUCGCCAAGGCGCACUACGCCGCUUACAUGGUCCGCCGCAAAGACGGUCUGCGCGUCAUCACCCUCAACACCGACUUGUGGUACAGAGCGAACUACUUCAACUACAUCAAUCUCGACCAGCCCGACAACUCUGGCAUGCUGCGGUUCUUGACUGACGAGCUGCAGGCCGCAGAGGACGCGGGCGAGCGCGUCUGGAUCGUGGGCCAUGUCCUGACUGGCUGGGACGGCAGCAAUCCACUGGUCAAUCCGACGGAUCUGUUCUACCAGAUCGUGGAUCGCUACUCCCCACACGUCAUCGCCAACAUCUUCUUCGGGCACACCCACGAGGACCAGCUCACGAUCUUCUACGCCAACAACGCCACGAAUAUCAGCGCGCAGACUGCUUUGACCCAGUCUUGGAUCGGCCCGUCGAUCACUCCCCUGACGAACCUCAACUCUGGGUUCCGCAUGUACGAGGUGGACUCGGCCACAUUCGAUGUCAUGGAAGCAUACACGUGAUCUCACCCUGUGUUUCUAUGCGCUGCCGGCGAUGUGAGCUCACGCGUUUGCCUUCGCAGGUGGCGCGCAGACGUCAACGCGUUCGGGGCGCUCGACAACCAGACCGAGGUCGGGCCGACGUAUGCUUGCGAGUACAGCACGCGUGAUGCGUAUGGGCCGAGCGUGCCCGGCUGGACGUCGAGCGAUCCGCUGAAUGCGACGUUCUGGCAUCACGUCACGGA
Mycena citricolor is the source of this 1370-nucleotide messenger RNA. NCBI's taxonomy places the organism in Eukaryota, Fungi, Basidiomycota, Agaricomycetes, Agaricales, Mycenaceae. The record is from the annotation of a GenBank genome assembly.